AUGGAGAUUGCCGAAGCCAGUACUACCAGCGGCCAGACGGCGCAAGCCGACCAGCAACAACCCCAAGAAACCACCACCGCGACACCAGCAGCAGCCCAAACAAGCACAGCCGGAGCAGAAAAUGCAGAGCCAGCGGCGCCCAUGUCCAAAAACGCGCUCAAGCGCCUCCGCCGCGCGCAAGAGUGGGAGGACGGGCGGGAGGACCGCAAGCGACGCCGGCGAGAGAAGCGCGUGGCCAGCAAGGCCCGGCGCCGCGAGGAGCGAGCAGAGCUGCUGGCCCAGGGAGCCGACCCUGCCGUGCUGUUUGCCAAGCGCGCGCCGGCGCGGCUCGUCCCCGUCUCGCUCAUCCUGGACUGCGACUUCGAGGCCUACAUGACGGACAAGGAGCGCGUCUCGCUGUCGAGCCAGGUGACGCGGUGCUACUCGGAGAACCGCAACUUCAAGUACAAGGCGCACCUCUGGAUCAGCGGGUGGCGGGGCAAGCUGAGGGAGCGCUUCGAGACGGCCAUGGAGAACCAGCACGCCCACUGGAAGGGCGUCAGCCUGGAGGAGGGCGACUUCUUGGCCGCGGCGGCGCGGGCGCGGGAGGGCAUGAGGUCCGCCGAGGGCGGCGAGAUGGCAGACUCUCUGCAGAGGAGUGCCGACGCGGCGGCGGCCAACAGGUGGGAAAAGGACGAGAGGGAGCCGUUCCCCCUGCCCGGGCCGGUGCCCGAGCUCGACGCCGAGCACGCCGACGUGGUCUAUCUGACGUCCGAGUCGCCCUACACGCUGGAGAGGCUGGAGCCAAACACGAGCUAUGUCAUCGGCGGGCUGGUGGACAAGAACCGCGAAAAGGGGCUGUGUUACAGACGAGCCGUGGAAAGGGGCAUUCGCACGGCGAGGCUGCCGAUAGGGCAGUACAUGAAGCUGCGGACGCGGCAGAUUCUCGCCACGAACCACGUCGUGGAGAUUAUGUUGCGGUGGCUCGAGUGCGAGGACUGGGCCGAGGCGUUUAUGCGUGUCAUUCCGAAAAGAAAAGGUUUUGAGAUGAUUGCAGACGGGGAUGAGGAUAAGACGGGCAAUGGCGGUGAAGACGGGGAUCAAGGAGAUCAGGGGGAGGACGGAGAGGAGAACAAAGAGGGUGGAGAGAAGAACGGAGAGGAGGACAAAGAGGACGGAAAAAAGAGCGGAGAGGAUAAAGACAAGAACGGAGAGGACGAGACCGAGGGCAGCAAUAGUCAAGACCCAAAGUAG
Metarhizium robertsii ARSEF 23 is the source of this 1233-nucleotide messenger RNA. RefSeq names its product tRNA (guanine-N1-)-methyltransferase, eukaryotic. The coding region runs from base 1 to 1233 and encodes 410 amino acids. Lineage: Eukaryota; Fungi; Ascomycota; Sordariomycetes; Hypocreales; Clavicipitaceae. Gene Ontology annotation, molecular function: tRNA binding. Gene Ontology annotation, biological process: tRNA N1-guanine methylation. The transcript has a single exon. The record is from RefSeq and is a predicted model, not a curated record. Gene Ontology annotation, cellular component: nucleus.